AUGGAAGCUGUAAGGGCCAUGGCUAAACGCAAACGAAUUGGAUUUGCUGCUCAUAAUGAAAAGAAGAAAGAAUUAAUCGAAUGUCUCAAAAACUAUCGUAACAUACUUAGUCACCAUAUACUCUAUGGUACAGGUACAACUGGAUCUCAGAUUCAACAAGAGCUGAGGUUACCUGUAACACUAUUACACAGUGGUCCUUUGGGUGGUGAUCAAGAGAUGGGAGCGAUGAUUGCUAAGGGCGAACUUGACAUUCUCAUCUUUCUUAUCGAUCCAUUGAAUCCUCAUCCUCAUAUUUACGAUAUCGGAGCACUUGUUCGAUUAGCUCAAGUAUACAACAUCGCUUGUGAAACAACUACUACUGGCAUUAAAUUUCUACUCACUUCUAAACUAAUGGAAGAAUCUUGUACAAGAGAAAUUCCAUUAACUGGAUACCCAUCAGCACACUGA
Messenger RNA from Rotaria sp. Silwood2, 447 nucleotides. NCBI's taxonomy places the organism in Eukaryota, Metazoa, Rotifera, Eurotatoria, Philodinida, Philodinidae. The record is from the annotation of a GenBank genome assembly.